ACAAGGCAUGAGUUUUCAAUGAAGACUGCAUAGAUCUGCAGUCUGUCCAGCUUGCUGGAAAGAGAUACCCCACGGGAGCCUAAGAAUUGGCAGUCCCUGGGCAAAGGACCAUCCACAGGACCCAACAGUCCCUAAGCCACGGUAACUUGCUGCCUGGCAGACUGCAGCAGCUGACCAGACAGGACCAUGGCUUCAAUGCUGUCCUCGGGGGGUCCCAGUCUCGGGCUGACCUGCGUGCUCAUGCUGAUCUUCACAGUGCUGCUGCAGUCCCUCGGCAUGGCCGUGACUUACGUGUACUUAACCAACGAGCUGAAGCAGCUGCGCGACAAGUACUCCAAAAAUGGCAUUGCUUGUCUCUUAAAUGAAGAUGUCAGCUCUUGGGACCCCAAUGAUGAAGAGAAUCUAAACAACCUCUGCUUGCAAAUAAAGUGGCAACUACGAAAGAUGAUUUUGAGAACCUUUGAGGAAACCAUUUCUACAGUUCCAGAAAAACAGCGAAAUCUUCUCCACACAAUAGACAAAGUACCUCAGAGAGUAGCAGCUCACAUAACGGGGACCAGUCGAAGAAGAGGCCUAUUACCAACUCCAAGCUCCAAAAGUGGAAAAGCUUUGGGCCAGAAAAUAAACACCUGGGAGUCAUCACGAAAAGGACAUUCAUUCUUGAAUAAUUUGCACCUGAGGAAUGGAGAGCUGAUUAUCCAAAAAAACGGGCUUUAUUACAUCUAUUCCCAAACAUACUUUCGCUUUCAGGAACCUGAGGACAUUCUCGAAAGAGUUUCAAGAGAAGAGAACAGAAGGAGAAACAAACAAAUGGUACAAUAUAUUUACAAAGUCACAAGCUAUCCUGACCCUAUACUGCUGAUGAAAAGUGCUAGAAAUAGUUGUUGGUCGAAAGAUUCAGAAUAUGGACUCUAUUCCAUCUAUCAAGGUGGAAUAUUUGAGCUUAAAGAAGAUGACAAAAUUUUUGUAUCCGUAACUAAUGAGAGAAUGAUUGACAUGGACCAAGAAGCCAGUUUUUUCGGGGCCUUUUUAAUUGGCUAAAUGAUCUGCAAAGAAAAAAACAGUUCCCUCAAAGUGACCUGUCACUUCAGGGUCAUCUGCUCGUAAGGCAACACGGGCAAAGCCGCGGUGAACACAUUUUUGUUCACCUUUUUUGUUGCAUUUUGUUCUGCAACACACAUUUUUAAAAUAUCUCUGAAAAGUAACCAACUUAUUCCCCAAAAAUGAAAUUGCUAAAAGACCUUUCAGGGUUCUACCUGAUAAAAGUUUGCUAACAGAAAUCAAGAUUCUCACUUUUCAAAUGCUUGUGUAGCAAUUAACAUCUUCUGUAUCAUCCAUUCUUAUGGGGAUUCCAGAAGAAAGAGGAAAAAUCCAUCUCUUAGGUAGUCACAAAUCACAUUGGUAGCUCCCAGAUUGCCAUAAGGCACAACGUUCCCAAAGUUGAAAGAAAGGGACACCACGAAAAGGUCAUGGUCUUGGGAGGCAACUCUCUGUCGAUAUGUGCAGUGUGAAAAGGAAGUUUGCAUUGUGUAGGACUUCACAGGAGUUGCCUCAUACAACUGGAUUUGGUGGAAAUAAGAAAAUUCCACUAGAAAUAAUAUCAUUUUGUUAAAAAAAAAAAAAAAAAGUUGCAGUUAUGUUCCGUUAAAAAGGCACUGUUUCUAAUGGUUUGUGCUACCAAAAGUCAAGCUGCCCAAAAGCACUGAAGAUAUAUAUAUAUGUAUAUAUGUAUAUAGAUAAAUAUAUAUUGUUGUUGUUGUUUUUUACUGAAGCUAUUUUUGAUUAAGGACUUUAUAACUAGUGAUUUGUUAAUCAGAAAUCAGGGAAUGUGGUCUCAGGUGAGGGGGAGAAAUGGAAAAGUGUAAAUAACAAAUAUGGGUAAAUCAGCAGAAAAGAGCCAAAUAAAGUCCCAGCCCACGUCCACUGCCAAAUGUCAAUAUCUAGAAUAUUGGCUUAAGGUUGUACCAUUUAUUUGCUCCUGCCAGAAGAACAGUAAUUACUUUUACCUUCCAAAAUCAUGACAUAAAACAUUUCAUGUCAUCAUUUAAUCUAAGAAGUUGGAGAAAAAUAUCAUGUUUCCCGAAAAAUAAGACCUAACCAGAAAAUAAACCCUAGCAUGGUUUUUUUCAGGAUGACAUCCCCUGACUAUAAGCCCUAAUGAGUCUUUUGGAGCAAAAAUUAAUAUAAGAACCGAUCUUAUUUUUGGAGAAAUAUGGUAGUAGUUGGAUUAUUUGUCUAAUCUCUUUUAAUCUUUAUUCCUAAACACAGCAUAAUUUAUACUCUUUCGUUGUAUGCUCAAAUUUUCAUUUAAAUGUGUUCUGAUCAAAUAGGUUUUUUUCAAAAAAGCUCAUUCAAAUUUAAAUUUACAACACUCUAUUUUUUCCAUAACUGUAAUCAAGUACUUACAUAUGAACAAAUUGACUUGUUAUUCUGUUUUUUUAAAGCCUGUCUUCUCUCACUAGAAUAUAAAUCCUGUGAUAGAGAGAACAUUUAGUCCUGUUACAUCUGUAUCCCCAGUACCUGGAAUAAUACCUGCACAUAGUACUGAUACAAAAUAUAUUUGUAAAUAAAUAACUGAAUGAAAGAAAAAAAUGGAA
Molecule: messenger RNA, 2597 nt
Organism: Rhinolophus ferrumequinum (greater horseshoe bat)
Lineage: Eukaryota; Metazoa; Chordata; Mammalia; Chiroptera; Rhinolophidae
Gene: TNFSF10
Product: TNF superfamily member 10
Exons: 6
Coding region: 187-1041 (284 amino acids)
Biological process (GO): immune response
Cellular component (GO): membrane
Molecular function (GO): CD40 receptor binding; tumor necrosis factor receptor binding
Source: RefSeq, a predicted model, not a curated record